Messenger RNA from Manihot esculenta (cassava), 1301 nucleotides. Its product is annotated as bifunctional dihydroflavonol 4-reductase/flavanone 4-reductase. Lineage: Eukaryota; Viridiplantae; Streptophyta; Magnoliopsida; Malpighiales; Euphorbiaceae. The record is from RefSeq and is a predicted model, not a curated record. Bases 158 to 1162 code for a protein of 334 amino acids. Gene Ontology annotation, molecular function: dihydroflavanol 4-reductase activity. The transcript is spliced from 7 exons. Gene Ontology annotation, biological process: anthocyanin-containing compound biosynthetic process.
AUUCACAUUCAAAUAUGAGUCUAGCAAAUAUGAUUCGGGAGAUUUAUAUGCGGAAGCUUUUGAUUUUUGCAAAGAGAAGGGGUUUAUGCCACAACCAUAGUGUGUUAUGCAGCAAAGAAGGGAUUCCAUCUCAAGCCUCGAUUAACGCGAAGCAAAUAUGGAAGGAGGCGAGACCGUGUGCGUGACUGGAGCCUCGGGGUUCAUUGGGUCUUGGCUUGUCAUGAGGCUCCUUCAACGAGGCUACUUUGUCAGAGCAACUGUUCGCAAUCCUGAAGAUGCGAACAAGGUGAAGCAUUUGUUGGAGUUGCCGAAAGCCAGCACUCACUUGAGCCUGUGGAGAGGGGAACUGGCCGAGGAAGGAAGCUUUGACCAUGCAAUUCAAGGGUGCAGUGGAGUAUUCCACGUUGCUACUCCGACGGAUUUCUUUCCAGAUCGAGAUCCAGAGGCUGCAAUUAUAAAGCCUACAGUGAAUGGGGUGUUGAACAUUAUGAGAUCCUGCUCGAAGGCAAAGUCCAUCAGAAGAUUCAUCUACACCUCAACUCUAGGAACCAUUGGCGUCCAACCGCCGACACCGCCACCAGAGUAUGAUGAGAGCUUUUGGACUGAUGUUGAUUUUUGCUAUGCUGAGAAGAUGCCUGGAUGGGCAUAUCUUGUAGCAAAAACAAAAGCUGAGAAAGCAGCAUGGGAAUUUGCAAAAGAAAAUCGCUUACAUCUCGUUGCUGUUCAUCCAUCUGUGGUGGUGGGUCCAUUUCUUACCCCUUCAAGGCCUUUCAGUAUAGACGUAGGAAUGUCCUUGAUCACAAGAAAUGAAGGAAUCUACAGUAUGAUGGCUACAGUACCAGCAGUACAUGUGGAAGAUGUAUGCAGUGCUCACAUAUUCCUUUUUGAACAUCCACAAGCAAAUGGGAGAUAUAUAUGCUCCAACCAUACUUCUACACUUGCAGAUUUAGCAAAAUCGUUGAGCCAAAAGUUUCCUGAGUAUGAUAUUCCUACAGAGUUUGAGGGUAUUGAUGAAUCCUGGAAAGCCCCUUACUCGUCAAAGAAGCUAUUGGACUUGGGAUUCAUGUUCAAAUAUGAGUCUAGCAAAUAUGAUGUGGGAGAUCUGUACGUGGAAGCUUUUAAAUCUUGCAGAGAAAAAGGGCUUAUGCCGCAGCCAAGUUGAUAAUCAAAGAAGAGAUUCCAUUUGAUAUGCUUUUAGCUAUGAGUUUGCCUUUAUCAAAAUCGAAGUAUAUGCAUUUAUGAUUGAACUUAUUGUCUUAUUUUAAUUUUUAUAAAAAGAUAUUAGAAAUUUAAUUAAGUAG